Messenger RNA from Habropoda laboriosa, 2458 nucleotides. RefSeq names its product cyclic AMP-dependent transcription factor ATF-6 alpha (gene Atf6). The record is from RefSeq and is a predicted model, not a curated record. The transcript has 8 exons. Bases 1 to 2409 code for a protein of 802 amino acids. Gene Ontology annotation, biological process: regulation of transcription by RNA polymerase II; endoplasmic reticulum unfolded protein response. Gene Ontology annotation, molecular function: RNA polymerase II cis-regulatory region sequence-specific DNA binding; DNA-binding transcription factor activity, RNA polymerase II-specific. Lineage: Eukaryota; Metazoa; Arthropoda; Insecta; Hymenoptera; Apidae. Gene Ontology annotation, cellular component: nucleus.
AUGUUGAUAAAUCAAGAUUCACAUUGGAAUGGUGCUGCAGCAUCUGAGAGUCAGAUGUUUUCAGACUUCGAAGUUAUGGACAGUGAUUGCUCCCUUCUUCCAGAUGAUUUAUUUCAAACUUUAAGUUCUGAAUUAGGUAUUCCUCUUCUCUUAGAGAAUGAAAUACCUUCAAAAACAGACGAUGGUAUUGAUAACGAAACAAUAAAAGAUAUAUCUAUAGGGGAACCUUCAAAUAAUUUCAAAGAAUUAGAUAUAAAUGUACAACAAAAUUCAGAUUUGGAUUUGGUUAAUGAUAUAAAGAUGGAAAUUAAAUUGGAACCUGUAAGUCCUUAUAUUCAAUUGCCUCUGUCUCCAGCAUCAAGUUAUUCUGAAUCUAAUAGAUUAGACCCACAAAUUGAAACAAAUUCUACUACUUCACUGUGCGAAUUUAAGGCAACACUGGAAACACCACCUAUUUCACCUCCACAAAAUCUUUCUCCACCUAUAUCUCCAGAACCAAUUUUAAAUACAGCUAUUGGAAAGCAAGUAAAACUUAUGCCUCUUAAAUCUCAAGAUGCAAAGCAAACAAAAUUUAUUCUUUCUAAAGCAAAUUCUGCUAAACGGGUUCGAGUUCAACCAAAAAAUAAUGUACACCUGGUCUCUGAUGAACAGUCGCAGAAUGCUAUAUUUUUGAACACUCAGAAUUUUAUUGCACUCACUCAAAAAGUUAAGCAAAAUUAUACAUCGUAUCCUUUGAUGGCACAUGUAGUGUCAACUAAUGGGAAUAAUAAAGUUCAGUCGUCUGUACAGUUUCCAUCAGUACAAAUAAAAACAGAAACAAAUACAAUUCAAAUACCACAAGAAAAUCAUGUAAAAAUAAUAAAUAAUAUUCCUAACACAUAUACACCUGGAAAAGAUCAAGCAGUAAACAUGAUUGAUACCCCAGUAGUUCUUAACAAUGAAACAGCUGGAUGUACCUCCAUAGUUGUCAAAAACAAUUCACCUAGGUGUAGACCAAUAGUGAUUAAAACGGAGAAUUCAAAUUAUUCUCCAAUUGUUGUAAAAAAUGAGGCCCAGGAUGUUAAUUUUGUGGGACGACAAGAUUGCGAGAUAAAAGCGUUAAAGAGGCAACAAAGAAUGAUAAAAAAUAGAGAAUCGGCUUGUCUGUCGCGAAAAAAGAAAAAAGAAUAUGUAUCUUCGUUGGAAAAACAAAUUUAUGAGUUGCAGCAAGAAAAUAAACAAUUAAAAAUGGAAAAUAUAAACUUAAAACAGAGACUUUCAGCAUUACCGGAUACGAAUGCUAGUACUAAAUUUAGAAGUGUAAAUCUUAAUUUAAAUAAAAAGAAUGUUGCUAUUCUUUUGGGAAUGGUUUUUAUGGUGUCUUUAAAUGUCAAUGGUUUUAAGGAUAUGCUUUCGCAAGGUAAUCGAUUCGAUAAGUUACCUACUGAUAUUCCUAUUAAUGCACAGUAUACUAGACAUGGAAGAACUCUACUCUGGACGCCUAAAGAUCAAAUUCAGGAGGAAGACGAAGAUGGUUUCCGUAAAAAUGUGUCAAUACCUCAGCUGAUGUGUCCAAUGCACAUCAAUCAAAGUGAAUCAAUUCGUUUAGAUUAUGAAUUGAGACGAUGGAUCGGUGGAAAAUCCGACCAAGAUGAUUGGGCUACAUUGAAGAAAGGAAAAUUGGACGCGAAACUUAUAGGAGAACUUUUAUCAUCGCCUCGAGCAAUGCAAAAGAGACCUAAACAUAAACGUAACCUAUCAGAAAGAAACAAAUCUGAAAUACUUCGAAAAACAACGGGCCCACCGAUAUCAAACGCAGUGGAAGUUUUUUCUCCAAUAGUAAAGGAACAUGCUUCUUUGUUCGAAGCUCUAGGAAGAAGGGAUGAUACCUUCUAUGUAGUUUGGUUCAGUGGAGAACAUUUACUUUUGCCAGCUUCAAGUAAAAACAGUACAGGUAGACCAAGAAUGUCAUUGGUGCUUCCUGCUCUUCCUAUGAAUGAAACAUUUUCAACGCCCGCAAAUCAUAUAACUAUGAUGCAAAUUGAUUGUGAAGUUACCAAUACACAAUUGUUGCACUUACAACAAUCCGUUAUACCUAAUCAUUUAAAAAGUAACAACGGAUCUAAAAGUCAUACGCAUCAAACUCAAACGGCAAAUGACGUGUCAGACGCAGUAGCAGCGGAUAUAACUAAGAAUUAUAAACCAUACUUUAUUAAAGAAACUAGUCAUAAGAUUUUCCAAAAAAAAAAUUCAAAAGAUACAUAUGCUGACAAAAAUAGUAGAAAUUAUAAUAAGACGACCGCUUAUAUACUGAAACAGAAAUUUAUUUCAGAAUUUGACUUAGAAGAAGUAAAAACUGAAGUGUUAAAGGAUUCGAGGAAAUCAGAAUCCCGAAUAAAAAGUCCAACGUCACAAAAAAAACAAAAAUAAAAAAAUUGUAGCAUUAUUUAAGAAAAGUUUGUUUUCUCGUGACGUGCAA